AUGCAGCGUAUACAAAUCCAAGAGGUUCUACCUAAAACUGGUCUCGUGUACUCGGAGCGUGGCAAUUUAACUGAAGUACUUUGUAAACCUAAAAUUAUGCCAAUCAAGUCGGCGACGCUUUUGCGUAUUGAAGAGAUUGAUAAACAGGCCCGUGCAGCGGCAAGACCGGCCACAAGUAACACGCUUGGUGGUGAUCUGGAUCGUCACACUACUUCAUCGAGAAAAUGA
This is a messenger RNA of Plasmopara halstedii, 228 nucleotides long. RefSeq names its product protein. The record is from RefSeq and is a predicted model, not a curated record. Gene Ontology annotation, cellular component: BBSome. The coding region runs from base 1 to 228 and encodes 75 amino acids. Gene Ontology annotation, biological process: cilium assembly. The transcript has 2 exons. Lineage: Eukaryota; Oomycota; Peronosporomycetes; Peronosporales; Peronosporaceae.